AUUUCAAAGUGUCACAACUGCGUAUAUGUUUCACAACAAACAAAGCACAGGCAACGAAUGAACAAAAAUAUCAAUUAAAAUUUAUUUGAUUUGAAACUUGUUCAAAGUAUUGGGGGGAGGGGGACUUUUGGAGGAAUUCAAUCCAAAUGUUUACAAUUCAACCAUCAUGAAACGUUUCAUCACCGAACGCAAUGCUUGCUGAAUGCGGUUUGAGGGCGCACGUACGAGUAAUAUAUUUUUGCUGAACGAAAAAAAAACCGUUUUGUCCUGUGUGGCUAUUUAUUUUAUUUAAAAAAUAGCUAAAAAUGCUUUAUUGAUAAUUAUUUAAAAUAAUUUACUUGUUAAACCUUUAAUGUUUGUAUUAACGACCAAUGAUAUUUUUUCAACAACGACUAUAUUGAAAGACGGUCUCUUGCUAGAUAUCCGUGGAAAGAUGGCCGACAGCGAGGCUUGCAACUCAUGAGAAUGCGAUUUGUCCGUUUACGGAAACAAGUAACCAAGUUUGUUUUAGAGAAUAGAACAAAUGUUGAGAGCCUUUGCUCACCUCAAUUCUGGUUUUACUUGAUUUAUUGUGGCUGAUUAACAUGUAUGGUUUAACGUCCACCAACAGACUAUUGCUAUCUGAUGAAUGUUCUAGUAGUAGCAGUAAUAAGCUUCUACUUCCCCGAAGCUGUCUGCUUAAAGCCGUUAGUAAUCAUGAAUGCAGUAACCUGCCAAGUCUUGCCACCGAAGAGGACGAUGAAGUACACUUUGACACUUCUGACACUGACAACCACAAUGAAGUGCUUAUGGCGGGUAGACGCUACCCGUCUGUUCAAGAGUUUGCCUCAGCAAUCCCCAACCACCUCCUCCUGGGAUCUCUACUGGAGCAUCUGUGCUUUGUUUAUGAGAGUAACCCAGCACGCUCUCGAAUGCUAUUUAAAGUUAUUGGCCAGCGCUUAGCUUCGAUGAAUCUUCUCUCACCUCUGGCCAUAAGUGACGAGUUCAGCACAGUCAGACUUCAACACAACCGGGCCUUUACAGAGCUGCUACACGCUGCCAGCUCCUCACUGUAUCCACAGGAACAGCAGCAGCUGAACAUAAAUGCACACAAUCCUGCUGUAAGGCUGAAAGAAGGACUCUUUCAAGCGCAAACGUCACGUUACCUGAGCGAGUUUGAAGAAAUUGGGAGAAUUGGGAAAGGAUCAUAUGGAAAUGUUUAUAAGGUGGUGAACAAACUAGAUGGGCAGCGUUACGCUGUGAAAAAGAUUCUCAUUAAAAAAGUGUCAAAGGAUGAUUGCAUGAAGGUCCUCAGGGAAGUGAAAGUGCUGUCCAGCUUGCAGCAUGUCAAUGUCGUCGGAUAUCACACUGCAUGGAUGGAGCAUGUGCAGCCCACAUAUGCUGACUCUCUCCUGCCUGAACUGGCUUCACCUCCACAAGAAGACAUAUCUGAUGAGGACUCUGAUGACAGUAGCUCAAGUUUCUCUGUAGUUUUCCAAAGCCUUAGCCAGCCACAUGCGGAUACUCAGAAUGGCGACCCACGUGCCAAACCCCCGCUGACACAAGAGAAGGGUCAGGGUGUGUGUCCAAAAAUGAUGCGACGAAUCCCUGAGAACUAUGUACCCUGCGUGUUUCUGGGACAGAGAGGGUCCAUUCAAACGGCCAAAUGUCCCGCUGUUGGUUGGGAGACUUCGGGACAGCUUGUGGAGGAGUCCAGCAGGAACAACAUUGAGCUCAAUAACAACAACCCCUCUUGUGUUGAAAAGAAGUGUGAGCAGUACAAUAAACACAAAACAAGACCCUCUAAAGAGGUCCACCUUCACCUGAUGCUCUACAUCCAGAUGCAGUUAUGUGAACGUUCACUCAAAGACUGGAUGACCGAAAGGAAUUCCAAACCCAAAGAGGAGCAAACCCUAAGAUGUCCUUAUGGAUGUGUGAAUGCUGAGCAUACAUUCAGUCUGCUAAGAAAGAUACUUGAAGGGGUUGAGUACAUUCACUCGCGGGGAAUCAUUCACAGAGACCUUAAGCCAAGAAACAUUUUCCUCAACGGUCAUGACUGUCAUGUUCGUAUUGGGGACUUUGGUUUGGCCUGCAGUGGUCUCAUACUAGAUAGUCAUGAAAGCAACAUUUCCCACAUUGACGAUUCCCCACACACUACCGGUGUCGGCACAUUUGUUUAUGCUUCACCAGAACAACUAAAAAGCUCACAUUAUGAUUCGAAGUCGGACAUGUACAGCAUUGGGAUGCUCGCUCUUGAGCUGUUCCAGCCCUUUGGAACAGAGAUGGAGCGAGUCCGGACGCUCAGUGACCUGAGACAGGGCAAAAUACCGGAAUCCUUUAGCAACAGAUGGCCUGUCCUUGCCAAUUACAUCUUGAAGUUGACGAACAUGGAGCCCAGUAUACGGCCAACAGCCAGUGAGCUUCUGCAGAGUGAACUUUUCUGCAAUAAAGAUGUGGUAAUCUAUGGUUUGCAGAAAAAGGUUGAAGAACAAGAAGAAGAAAUCCUUCAUCUGAGGAAACAAAUACAGCGGCUCCAAAGUUCACACAGCACUUUUCAAAAUUGUCCGAGUUGGGAAAACACUUGACACCUUAAAGGUUCACUUCAGCUGUGUUUACAAUGCAGGCUGAAGCGACCCAAUUGUGGUUUGUCUUGCACACUUGUAUGUAGAUUAUUUAUUUAUCGUUAGAAAGUAAUUUAGAAAAAUGUUAACAUAUUGAACUUUUGUUUUAUGGUGUUGGACAAUGUGUUCUGCCCAAAUGUAGACAGUUUUAAAAGUAAAUGUGUAGCAGAUGUUCAAAUUUUGUGCAUUUGACUUCAUUUUUGUCUGUAUAGGGCGGAAAACACAGACAAGACUGAAAAAGCAGUUUCUGCUCUUGCACCCCUCUUUAAAAGAAACUGCUGUAUUUUAAGAUAAAACAACUGUUGCAUUUGAUAGAACAAUAUGUCUAUAUGCUGCCAUAGCAGAUUCAUGGCACAUGAAGCCCCCGAACUAUUUUUAAUUUGUCCGUUUUACUCUGAAAACCACCGUCUACAGACGUUGCGCAACCGCUUUUGUUUCAACCCAGCCAUAAAACGAAGGUAAUUAAUUAUAUUUAUUAUUCAAAAUGUCUGUCGUUUUUAGCUUAGAAUCAUUCAUUGAUGUCUCAUAUUUCGGUUUUUUAAAAAAACACUUAAAAAAAUUAUUCACUCACAUAUUUUAAACUUUUAAACAAAUUAUGUCACAAUGAAAAGAAUGGCGUCUGUAAAAAAGUCACGGAUAUCUACCUCAGAACUAUCGCAUGAUUGUAUUUUUUUUUGUUACUGUCGCAUUUUCUCCGAUAUGUUAGAUGAUAAAUUAUUGAUCCAAACAGAAAAAAGUUGGAAAAAAAAAACGUUUAAAAGGGUAAAUAUAUGAAAAAUAAAAUCUCGACCACUCCUUGAUGUCUGCGAUUUCUGCGUCGCGACCCUUGUUAUAUUACCAUGUUUCACCCAUAAAAUCCCCCAAAAAUCCAGUUGUGGCCAUUCACAGCUGUGUCUUGACACUCAGUGAUACAUGCUACAUGGAGUUUUUGGAUCAAAACAAAGUAAGUAAGCGAUAAUAUCUCGUUAAAGUCAUGGCGUCUGUAAUUCUGUUCUCACGUGCUCUCACCUCCAGAUAAGGUUUUGCUAAUAAAAAAAUAAAAUAUAUAAAUAAAUAAAUGCCCUCCUGCUCAAAAUUUUUCUUCCCCCAGAAAAAUUGAGAUUUUAAGCUUUCCAAUGAUGUAUCACACAUGCAUAUCGGACAAUUUUGAAAUUCUGCUAAAUUGGGGUUCUCAGAGCGGAACUUCAAGUCACCUGAGUGUUUUCCGCCAUAGGCUUAUUUCUCUCCAUAACAUUGCUUAUGCAUGCACAAAUACAAAAUUUAUCUAAAUAUGGCGGAAAACACAGACAAGACUGAAAAAGCAGUUUCUGCUCUCGCACUCGUCUUUAAAAGAAACUGCUGUAUUUUUAGCCAAAACAACUGUUGUGUUUAUUAGAACAAUAUGUCUAUAUGCUGCCAUAGCAGAUUCAUGGCGCAUUAAGCCCCCGAACUAUUUUUAAUAUGUCCGUUUUACCCUGGAAACCCCCGUUUACGGACGUCGUGCAACCGCUGUUGUUUCAACCUAGCCAUAAGAAGAGGGUAAGUAAUUGUAUUUAUCAUUCGAAAUGUGUGUCAUUGUUAGCUUAGAAUCAUUAAUUGAUGUCUAAUAUUAAGUUUAAGAAAAAAAAAAGACUUCAGAAAAUUA
Messenger RNA from Corythoichthys intestinalis (scribbled pipefish), 4224 nucleotides. It is a transcript of the gene eif2ak1, whose product is annotated as eukaryotic translation initiation factor 2-alpha kinase 1. The coding region runs from base 585 to 2564 and encodes 659 amino acids. The transcript is spliced from 15 exons. NCBI's taxonomy places the organism in Eukaryota, Metazoa, Chordata, Actinopteri, Syngnathiformes, Syngnathidae. The record is from RefSeq and is a predicted model, not a curated record. Gene Ontology annotation, molecular function: eukaryotic translation initiation factor 2alpha kinase activity; ATP binding. Gene Ontology annotation, biological process: protein phosphorylation. Gene Ontology annotation, cellular component: cytoplasm; cytosol; nucleus.